Erythranthe guttata (spotted monkey flower) is the source of this 558-nucleotide messenger RNA. The record is from RefSeq and is a predicted model, not a curated record. Lineage: Eukaryota; Viridiplantae; Streptophyta; Magnoliopsida; Lamiales; Phrymaceae.
AUGAAUAUGAUCACCAAUAAUUCAUCUUCCUUGUCGGAGAUUACAACUGGUUCUUCUUCCGGUUAUGGCAGUAGUUUGCAUUAUUUAAGCAUCGGUAGUACAAGAAGCGAUGAGUACUCAAAUUCAUUCGUUGACGCCAUUUUCAAAGUAUCGACCAAAUCUCUUAAUAUCUUGUCGUUGGCAGGGAAUAAUUGUUACGACCAAAGUUGUGGUUAUCUACCGGAUCAGAUUCAACAUCUCUCUGCUCUUUCUAAGCUAUACUUACACAAUUUAGGAAAUAUACAGGAAUUUCCUGAAUGGUUUGGGAACAACAACAGCUUUUCGCCGUCUCUGCAGCUGUUACAUAUAAACAACUGCAAGAAAUUGCGACAUUUGCCGUCCAAGGAAGCAAUGCUACGCCUCACCAAAUUAAGUUAUUUAGCUAUCGGUCGUUGUCCACUAUUAAAUUUAAAGAAAAUACGAGAAAUAAGUGAUGAUGAUGAUUCAGAGUGGCCCAAGAUUUCUCAUAUCCCCGAAGUCUAUGAGGAUGGGAAUCAAAUACCAACUCAUGCUCAGUAA